AUGUUGAGAAUUAGUUGUUUCUAUUUUCUUUUUAUUGUUUUUGUCAUCAUUUCUUGGACUUGCUUAUGCGAGUCUCGUCGUCUUGGACCCAUGGAGAAGAAGCUUCAUGUAAAUCGUGAUCACUUAAUUGCGAAGGUAGGGUCCAAACGUCCUAAGAACAACAUUAUCGAUGAUCCAUUAGCGGGAAAGUCCCUUAACUUUUAA
Molecule: messenger RNA, 204 nt
Organism: Eruca vesicaria subsp. sativa (arugula)
Lineage: Eukaryota; Viridiplantae; Streptophyta; Magnoliopsida; Brassicales; Brassicaceae
Source: the annotation of a GenBank genome assembly